AGGAAUCAAGUCUAUUAUAAACCUACAGUCCCCAAGAGAACAUGCCAGUUGCGGUCAACCUCUGGAGGCGUCUGGAUUUUCAUACGAUCCCAGUAUUUUCAUGGAACAAAAUAUAUAUUAUUACAAUUUUACAUGGAAAGACUAUGGAGACGCUACAUUAUCCGGUCUAUUAAACAUGGUGAAAGUUUUGACGUUUGCAUUGACUGAGGGGCGGGUGGCAAUUCACUGUCAUGCAGGACUGGGCAGAACAGGAGUUCUUAUAGCCUGUUACUUGGUAUAUUCCUUAAGGGUAUCAGCAAAUGACGCUAUACGAUAUGUAAGACUUAAACGACCUGGUUCAGUUCAAACUAGAGGUCAAAUUAUAUGUGUAAGGCAUUUUGCCCACUUUAUUCUUCCUAAAACUAUAACAUAUUUUAUAAAAGAUCUUGUAGGUAAGGACAAGCAUAUGAAUGAAUUUACGCUCCAUAGAUUUUUAAGAAGACAAAAAAUAGUCUUACAUGGAUAUGAUGAACGAAAUUUUAAAUUUAUUCCAAAGAUUAUCCAUUGCUUAUGUGAAAGAAUAUUGAAAUUAUGUGCUUGUUGGGUUGAUGAGUUUCCUCCGUCGAAUAUACCAUACACGGUGGACUUUUUAUCAGCCAAAAUUCAUGGGAAUUUAAAUAGGCACGCAAGUUCUUACAGUAUAAGUAGUAUAUCGAGUUCAAACUCUGAUCAAAUAUUCCUUAACAGUGACUUAGUCCAGUCACCAACUGAUGACAUAUCAUCCCCUUCCAGUCCCAACCCUUCGGAGAUGGGAGACGUAACUGAUUCUUUUUCAGAGCUUAGCACGUUAGAUGGCGAUGAAAUGAGUGAAGAGCUUUUAUUAGAAAAUAGGUGUUUUCAAGAAUUGGAAACACAAAAAUCUUUUGCUCAGGAGCAAGGUGACGAAGACACGGUGAUACAAGACAUUAGCCUUGUUGUAAAUGCCUUAAUUUGUGACCCUGACUCAUUAACCGGUGUUACGAAGAAGAAAAUUAAAGAGUACCAACAUCAAAUUAAUUCGUCGCAGAUAGGUUGGGCUAGACUAAGGGUCGAAACGGAUAUCAGUAUAUUAGGUGUUUUACUUUUUGACUGGAUAGAAAGUUUAAAAGUUCCCAUAAUCAAAAUGGAGGAUUUUGAAAAUAUUGUGGUGCAUUAUAAAGAGCCCGAACUGUGCAUUCAGAAACUGUCUAUGGUAAGAGUUUAA
Diabrotica balteata is the source of this 1222-nucleotide messenger RNA. Lineage: Eukaryota; Metazoa; Arthropoda; Insecta; Coleoptera; Chrysomelidae. The record is from the annotation of a GenBank genome assembly.